AUGCAUUGCGUUCGAAUUCAUAGAGUAAUCGAUCAAAUGAUUUCAAUGUGUCGCCAUAUCGGUCUUUGGCACGAUGAAGACGACGGACUUACAUUCAUUCAAUUCGGACUGAAGUCAUUUUAUUGCGUCUAUUACAUAUUAUUCUCAAUUUCAUUCGCGAUUGGAACAAUUUCAAGCGAAACAGUAGACGAAGGCAUAUUCAUAGCAGAAUUAUCCACUAUCAUUGUUGUACUGACUGUUAAAAUUUGGUUGUUCCUUUGGAAACAAAAGAAAAUUGUGCGGAUGCUGGAUCGACUUUGCGUCUUCUCAAUUCGAAAUGACGAAGAGUUCGCAUUUUUCAAUGACAAAGUGGAAAAAUUCAAUAAAUUUGUGAUUGCAUACGUAUGUGGUGCUAUCAUUGGUUCUUUGGGAUGUUCAGGCUUUCCUUUCAUUGGGAAAAAGAAAACUUUUGUCGUGGACUUUGCGUUUCCAUUGGAUUACAAAAACAGUGAAAUUGGCUUUUGGACGGCGAAUAUUUUCUUCACUACCGAAAAUGGUCUCUCGUUUGUGGCGUUGGCGUUUUCCAUCACAACUUGGUAUUUAUUGCUGCAUUGCUCCUUAAGAUAUAAAAUUCUAGGAAUGGAAAUUAGAAAAAUGGGACGAGUCACAGUUGCCGGUGAAGGAAAAAUGACGGAAACGCAAAAACAGAAAAUGUUUCAUCAGGACUUGGUGACGUCGAUAGAAGCUCAUCUUCAUUUGAGAGGAGUAAUCGACGAAGUGGAGUCAUUUCUAUCCAAACUUUUUCUAUUACAAUUCGCCACCAGUUGCCUAUGUAUUUGCGGUUCUAUUUACUGCUUGGCAUUCGUUGUUGGUGUCAACUUUGUCGAACGCAUAGUUCACGUCUACUCGCUAUUUUACUACACUGCCGAGUUGUUUAUUGUAACGUAUUUCGGGAAUGAGAUUAUGUUGUCAAGUGAUUGCCUUACCUACAGUCUGUUUGAAUCGGAAUGGAUCGGGCAACCACAUUCCACCCAGACAGACGUAAUCAUUUUUGGUGAAUAUUUGAAGCGAUCGCAUGAGAUACUAAUCGGCAAAUUGUAUCCGUUAACUUUGGAAACAUUCACUAGGAUUUUGAAUGCAUCGUACAGCCUGUUCAACAUUCUAAAAACUGUUAAACGGUAG
Molecule: messenger RNA, 1161 nt
Organism: Bradysia coprophila
Lineage: Eukaryota; Metazoa; Arthropoda; Insecta; Diptera; Sciaridae
Product: odorant receptor 30a-like
Source: RefSeq, a predicted model, not a curated record